Messenger RNA from Postia placenta MAD-698-R-SB12, 489 nucleotides. RefSeq lists its product as hypothetical. NCBI's taxonomy places the organism in Eukaryota, Fungi, Basidiomycota, Agaricomycetes, Polyporales, Adustoporiaceae. The transcript has 3 exons. The annotation marks the transcript as partial. The record is from RefSeq and is a predicted model, not a curated record.
GCUCUGGCGCAGGGUCUGGAGGGAGAUCUCCUCGUGCUUGACCUGGAUUGGGAGGCGGGAGCUAGGGGAGACAGGGCGAGAGUGCCGCGAGGCAGAUCGAGAUGCAAGGGUGCUUCGGGGUCCGAGCGGGUGUUGCGCUCGUCGGAUCGCUUUGUAGCGCGGAUAGUCUUCUGGGAUCGAUCGGGGGGUUCGGUUCGGGCACGGUUGCUGCUCGCAACGGUAGAUGAUAGUCUCAGGACCGUCUGGGAUGUAGACGUCGAUAAGGUCCUGAGAGUCGAAUGCGUGAACUUGGCCUUGACAGGCAGCCACGUUGGAUGGGGGGGAGGACGGGAAGGUGCGCGUACUACAAAAGGCCGUGGCAGGCUGUGCACGUUGGUCCGUGCGCAGCUGGUCUGUGCGCAGCAUGCCGACGCGGCCCCGGGGGCCGGUGAGUCAGAGCGGCUGCGUCAGCGGGGCCCGAGCUGUGCCGUGCACUGCCGUCCUAUCUAA